Nylanderia fulva is the source of this 2418-nucleotide messenger RNA. RefSeq lists its product as uncharacterized. NCBI's taxonomy places the organism in Eukaryota, Metazoa, Arthropoda, Insecta, Hymenoptera, Formicidae. The record is from RefSeq and is a predicted model, not a curated record.
UGCUGACUCGUGACAUUGUUAGUUCGCUUAUGUUUAUUAGCAGAUAAGUAGACACAUAUAGAACAUUAAUAUAUAAGUCAGUUGCUUGAUUUUUCAUACUUAAUUUCUAGUAUAUUGGAUUCUAUUUUUAAACAUUAUUUCGUUUCUAUGAUGUUCGGUAUCAGAGAAAGUAUUAAAAAACAACUGGAAUCCAGCUAUCUAAUCGACAUGCUAGCAAAAGCAGUUUUACAUUUUAAUGAUACAGAUUUAAAAUGCAUUGCAUCUCUGUGUCGGCAAGAUUAUACGGCAUUGACUAUUAAAAUAAAUAUGUUGAAGAAGAAAAAAUCUUAUUUGGAUAAAAAAGAAAAGAUGGAAACAGCAGUAAAAGAUGUUUUUCAUAAAAUCGAUUAUUUAUCUGUUGCUGCAUUUAAGCAUGAACUUGACAUCGAAGAACUAGAAAAAGUAUAUCAUAAUUGGCUGAACUCAGAGGAUUCUGUUUCCUACGAAUAUGACGAAGAUAAGAACGAAAUUUUUACAUUUGUGGAGGAAUCUUUGUUAUUCAAACAAUUAUAUAGAUGGGAAAAAAAUUGUAAAUGCCCUUGUCAAGUUUGCGCAAUGGAACAACUACAAAGUAUUGCUUAUUGUAUUGCAAAGAAAAAAAAUAAAUGUCCUGAAACGUGGUUAAAAUGUGAAAAAGCGGAUUUAUCCUGGUUGUCUAACUUCAUAAUGGAAUACAUCGAAGAGAUUUUUAAAUUGAAUGGGCCUGAUGAAUGCAUAAUAGAUUCCCAAACAUCGAGCACAUUGCAAUCUUUCAUAUUCAAUCGAGAAAUUGAAGAAAUUUCGGAUCUAAUUAUUUUGUACCCUCAUGUGCAAAAUAAACCUUCGCAAUUAUCCAACGUUCAAGUAAUAUCCGAUAUCAGAGAAAAGAUUGUAAGACAUUUAGAAAUGAGUCCUUGGCUCAACAAAGCAGCGAAAGAAGUUUUAUAUGAAAACAAAAAUAUAACAGAUGUUGCACUAAAAUAUAAUCUUGAUUUUUGGAUUUUUAAACGAAAACUAGAGAUAAUAAAAGAGACCAAUAUUUAUGUAAAUGUAAAAAACAAGUAUGAAAAUGCAAUAUGUACAAUUGUAAAUCAAAAUGCAAGUCUAACUGAGAAUGCAAAAAUACAUUGCAUUAAUAAAAAACAUCUAGAAGCAGAGUUUAUGAAAUAUCUCCAGCUACGUAGAAAAACCAGAAAAUCAUACACAUAUGACCAAAUUAUAAACCCUAAUGGAAUUUUUACAGCUUCUCAGGAAAAAUCAUUAUUGCAAUUAUUAAAUAGUUGGAAGCGUUGUUUAUUUAAAUGCUCUUGUCAGGUUUGCACAAUGGAACACUUACUCAAGUUGACGUAUUCAUUUGCCAAAAUGAAUAAAAUCCUAUAUCCUUCCGAAUGGGAUAUAAACGAAGAAGCGGACGAAUUCUGGUUCUGCGAGUUCGAAAUGAGAUAUAGCAUAGAAAUCAAGACUCAAUUCGUGUUUGCUCAUUCCUGCACGAAAGAGCUUUCAGCAUCACAACUUUCGUUGUCAUUCAUUCGACCAAAAAUUUCGGAAAUAAAUACUUUGCACGUCCAAGUGCAAGAAGAUUUCGAACCGUUGCAAUCAUCCAACGCUGAUGUAACUAAAAAUGACAACGUGCAAAAAAGGAUUGCAACACAUUUAAAAUGGAGUAGUCAACUCGACAAAGCAGCUGAAAAAGUUUUAAAUGAAAACAAAUAUAUAGCAAGUGUUGCACGAGAUUAUAAACUUGAUCUUUGGCUUUUGAAUCGAAAAGUGUAUAUAUUAAAAUUUAAGAGAACACAAUUGGAUACGAAAAAUAAGAUUGAAUCGUCAUUAAAUGAUAUUAAAUAUAAUAAUAUAUCUACAUCCUGUGCAGCAAAGAAAUAUAACAUUGAUGAAGAAAUUAUAGAAGAAAACUGGGAACAGUGGAGAAAUUUAGAAAGCAAUAUUAUCACAUAUGAAGCAUUUACAAUGGACGAUGAAAUUUUUACAUUUUCACAGGAAUCUAUUUUACUGGAACAAUUACAACAGGAUACUAAAAACCUAAACUGUAAUUGUCAAAUUUGCGUAUUGGAAUAUCUACGUAGUAUGGCUUAUAGAUUUGCCACACAAACAAUUGACAAACGCUGUCCUGUUGAAUGGCAUGCAAUUGCAAAAGCGGACGAAUUGUGGAUAUAUGAAUUUGAAAUGAGACAUAACAUAGAGAUUUCUAAAUAUCGUCAAUGUGAUCAUUUGGAUCAUUUGGAACAACCUUCAUUAAAUUAACAGUAAAUUUCGAUAUCAAGUACUUCGAAUAGUCUGCAAAGAAAUCUUGAUCACAAAUUAAUCUACAGGAUAUAUAAUUAUUAUCAAUUGCUUAAACUUUUUAUAAUGUAUGAAUUCCCAUGAAUUUUUAAUGUCCCUGAU